AUGUCCAGUAGCACAGAUCAUGGAGCUUCUUGGGAGCAAGUCCUGGGCAAGAAGCUUGUUCGCAGCGCGGGGGAGGGGGCGGUAGAGGUGGUCGACACCGCCACCGCCCUGAAGGGCAAGCACGUGGGCCUGUACUUUUCGGCGCACUGGUGCCCGCCCUGCCGCCAGUUCACCCCGCGGAUGGCCGACACGUACAGCAAGCUGGCAAAGGACGGCGUCGAGUGGGAGGUGGUGUACGUGUCGUGCGACAGGAACAAGCACCAAUUCGAGGCGAGCCAGGCCGUUGAGUACUUCUCCUCGAUGCCGUGGCUCGCCAUACCGUUUGAGGACAGCGCCCUGCGGAAUACACUCAAGUUCCGCGUCCAAGGCAUCCCCACGCUGGUGAUGAUGGCCCCAGACACCACCAUCCUCUCAGCCAACGCGCGCGCAGCCGUCGGAGUGGACGCCAACGGCGCCGGCUUCCCCUGGGCGGGCGUCAGCGAGCCCAAGGGAUUCCCGCUGCCGUGGAUGAUGCUGGCGAUCCUUGUUUUCUGGAUCGUGCAAACAUUUGUGGUGCCCAAGUUCAGGGGCUGA
This is a messenger RNA of Monoraphidium neglectum, 573 nucleotides long. Its product is annotated as nucleoredoxin. The coding region runs from base 1 to 573 and encodes 190 amino acids. The transcript is spliced from 5 exons. NCBI's taxonomy places the organism in Eukaryota, Viridiplantae, Chlorophyta, Chlorophyceae, Sphaeropleales, Selenastraceae. The record is from RefSeq and is a predicted model, not a curated record.